AUGAGGGCUGCUUCUGUUGUCUUGGCUGCCGCCUCCGCCCUUGGAGUGCAAGCUUUUAAUUGCUCCAGCGCUGCACUGCAGAGUGCCCUUCCCUCCAAUGCGACUGUCCUCUCCGCGGUCCCUGUCGCUGGCAAUGGCACUUACGGUCAGGGAGCUGCAGAUCCUGCUUACCCGACAAACCCCACGAACUUGCCGGCUCUCUGCGCCGUCUACGUGAACGUGACGUCGUCGAGCAGUUCGUCAUUCAGGUUCGGACUGUUCCUUCCCACCGAAUGGAAUGAGCGCUUCCUAGCAGUGGGCAAUGGAGGCUUCGCUGGUGGUGUCAACUGGUUGGAUAUGGGCGCUGGUGUCGGCUACGGUUUCGCCGUUGUCUCCACGGACACCGGCCACAAUUCCACGUCCGGAGAGCUUGAAUGGGCGCUUGACGCCCCUGAAGUGCUCGACGACUGGGGCUACCGCGCCAUGCACGGCUCAGUUGAGCUUGGCAAGAAGCUGGCCACAGCUUACUACAGCUCCGAAAUCAAGUACUCGUACUACACCGGCUGCUCGACCGGCGGCCGCCAAGGCAUCCGCGACAUCCAGCUCUACCCAGAAGACUUCGAUGGUGUGCUCGCCGGUGCGCCGGCUUGGUGGACGACGCACAUGCAGACGUGGACGGCCAAGAUGGGCACCUUCAACCUGCCGCUCAACGGCAGCCACCGCAUCGAUCCCGCCCUCUUCCCCGUCAUCGAGGCCGAGGUCGUCAAGCAGUGCGACCCGCAGGACGGCCUGGCCGACAACAUCGUGUCGGACCCGCUCGCCUGCAACUUCAACGCCGACGCGCUGCUCUGCACACCGACGUCCAACAGCAGCGCCUGCCUGACGCCCGCACAGCUCGACACGCUCUCCAAGAUCUACGGCGCCUACAUCGACACCAAUGACACCUUCGUCUUCCCGGGCCUCGCGCUGAGCUCCGAGUCGCAGUGGCAGGUGCUGCUGGGCACCCCCACCGGCGAGCCGCUGUCGUACGGCAUCGACUACGUGCGCUACUUCCUGUCGCAGCCCGACUUCCGCUGGGAGGACUUCACCUACGCCGUCGUCGAGCGUGCCGACGAGCUCGACCCGGGCAACGCCACCGCCGACGCCUUCGCCGCCAUGGCCGACUACCGCGCCCGCGGCGGCAAGCUGCUGCACUACCACGGCUGGUCCGACGGCCUCAUCGCCACCGGCAGCAGUCUGCACUUCUACCAGCAGGUCGCCCGCGCCCUGCUGCCCAUGGGCAUCCCGCUCGACGACUGGUACCGCUUCUUCCUCGUGCCCGGCAUGCAGCACUGCUCGGCCACGCCGUCUGGCGUCGAUGCGCCGUGGUAUUUUGCCGGUGGCAACCAGGCUGGCGAUUUUGGCACCGGCGUGCAUGGUGUGCCGGGAUUCGAGGAUGGGAAGCACGAUGCGCUGCUGGCGCUGAUGGAUUGGGUCGAGAAUGGGACGGUUGUCGAUGAGAUCAUAGCGACCAAGUUUGUAGAUGAGGAUGUGACCAAGGGUGUUGAGAGGCAGCGCCCGUUGUGCAUGUAUCCGAAGCAGGCUGUGUACAAGGGUGAGGGCGAUGUGGACGCGGCAGAAAGCUGGGAGUGCAAGUCGCUCUACUGA
Molecule: messenger RNA, 1626 nt
Organism: Lasiodiplodia theobromae
Lineage: Eukaryota; Fungi; Ascomycota; Dothideomycetes; Botryosphaeriales; Botryosphaeriaceae
Product: Feruloyl esterase b
Exons: 2
Coding region: 1-1626 (541 amino acids)
Source: RefSeq, a predicted model, not a curated record